AUGCGAUUGAUCUUUGUUCCCAAACAUCAAAGGCUGGUGAAUCAAUGCUACCCGACUGGUAGAACACCAGACAAGAAGCCUAAGUCAUCUGAGACCUCCUAUUUGCUUUAUUAUGUCAAUUCCAGGCGUAGUAAGUUACAAAAAGUUAGUUCUUAUUUAUUGAAGAGAUCUCGUUCUGAUAUCAGUAGGAGAAAGAUUGGUAACAUAUCAGUCACCUUAGAUUUAAUGAAUAAAAUUAUAAACAGUUGCAAAGAGAAUUUAAACGUCUUCAUUAACGAUUUCUUCAAUAUAAUGAUUAAUGUUUUGUCAAACAAUAAUUUUAACAAUGAUUCUAGCAUUGUGGAGUUGCUAGAGGCAUGUUUUGGAAGCAUCUGUUCCAACGUUGAUGCGACCUUAUUAAAUAGUGAUCCUGCAUUUGUGAAAUAUUACUCGAGUUUUAUCGAGUUAUUCUUCAACAUCGUUGAUAACAAAAUCCAUAAUGACGAUCUUCUUGUGGAACUUUGCAUGGAUAUUUCAGUGACGACAAAUUUGGCAAGUAACCCCAAAUUAAACCAUUUCAUAAAUAAAGCUGUCACGUUUACAAUUGUGAAAUUCCAAGAGAGAAAUCCCCGGUAUAAAGCAUAUUCACUAGAGCCUCAGAUUAAAUCCACUCUCACUAGAAGACUUAGUAGAACUCAGACACGUAUGAUUGGGUUGGAUAAUGCCAUGGAUAUUAUUGAGUCUGAUAGUACUGUCAAAGUAUUACAGUCAUUUUUUAAUACCACAGAGACAGAUAAAUUGAAUUUAUCGCUCAGAUCUUUAUUGGCAUGUCAACAGAAAACUCCAAAUAAAGAGCUUCUGGAAUUUGUUUGCAAUGGCAUACCGGUGCAAUUGAGAUAUAUCGUUAUUUUGCUUCUUAUCCGUCAAUUGAAAGAGACUGCAACCAAAACAGAGCAUGACAUAAUUGAUCCAAUUAUUUCGUUGAAGCUAAUCUCGUCAUUAUUAGAAUCUGACGUGAGUCUUGUUGGUCUAAGUGUGCUAGAUAUAAUGAAAAAACUAUUGAACUUCCAACUGGAAAAUUUCCGUAAUGUUGACAUCGUCUAUGAAUGUCGCGUAGCAAUAAGGAAUUUAAGCCACAAGAAUUAUUACAAAGGUCAAACUUCUGACAUUUUAUAUGAGCUAUUAGUCGGAUUAAAAAGUUUCGAAAUUGCGGGGCAAAAACAUAUGGAAGGUAGAGAGGAUGAGAAUCAAGUCAAACUUCAAAUUUUAUCAACAGAUAUCAACGAGAUUAUCAAGUUUAAGAGCGAGCCUUCUAUAGAUUUGGAGUUAUUCAUUGAAAUGUGUCCAUUUUUGAAGGAAAAUGUCAUUGCUUUGUUCAAUAUUGUCGAUAAUCAAUCUCCUGGACCAUUUAUAAUCACAAAAUUAUUUUCUUCCAUAUCACAGAUAGAAUCAGAGACUCUCCAGAAAAAUUUGAUGGACAAAGUCUUUGAAAAAUAUGGAAAAUAUGCAUUAUUAUCGGGUUUAAAUUACUUUUUGGAAACCUCAAAGGUGCCUUCUUACGUUUACUAUUUAUAUCACAUGGAAUCCGCUAAAUUUUUGAAUUUAAAUGACUAUGCAUCACAAACACAAUAUAAACGUGAAGCUGGUGCUCUUUUUACAAAGGAUGAUCUUUUAAACUAUUACUCAGAUCCGGGGUCUAACAAAUAUAGUAAAAAAGGUGCUGAUGUUUUGCUUUCUAGAAAAGACUUGGGGUCUACCACAGAUUUGAUAUCUGAUUCUCAGCUUCGCUCCACCUCUUAUGAUGCUAACAGUGCAACCACGGUAUCGAAUAGUUUCAAUGGUGACGCAUUAAAUAUAAACAAGAAUCAUCAAGUUCCGGAGUUACCGAGAAAUAAAGGUAGCAUUUAUCGUUUUGUAUCAGACGAUAUUAGAUCAUUCAAUACUAUGAGAACAACUACACCAAAAAUAACUGAUCUGAAAAACGCAAUUGCUGGAAAGUCCCGUGGGAAUAAAAGCAAGUCAAAUUCACGAUCUCUACGUGGUUCGCAAUCAGUAAAAUCCAGAGUUACAGAUAUAACAUUUCUAUUGAGUGAACUUAAGAGCACUCAUCUUGAUGAAGAAGUAGGUAAAAUACGCGAUCCUGAUGAGGAGGACAUUGUUGGAUUGGAUAAGAUUGAUGUUGCAAGAUCGCAGUCUACAAAAAUAAAAGCAAGAAAAGGUCAGAGAGCAUCAUUGGCAGCUAACGACCUGAUUGAAUUGUAUGAAGGAGAAGAAGAUAACUUUGAAGAUGCCACUCAAGAUAUUGAAGUCAUGCCUUCUAGAGGGAAGAUUUUUUCAUCAACUUGA
Messenger RNA from Kazachstania africana CBS 2517, 2325 nucleotides. It is a transcript of the gene EFR3, whose product is annotated as Efr3p. The record is from RefSeq and is a predicted model, not a curated record. Lineage: Eukaryota; Fungi; Ascomycota; Saccharomycetes; Saccharomycetales; Saccharomycetaceae. The coding region runs from base 1 to 2325 and encodes 774 amino acids. The transcript has a single exon. Gene Ontology annotation, biological process: protein localization to plasma membrane. Gene Ontology annotation, cellular component: plasma membrane.